UGGAUUAUCGGAAAAAAAUUAAGAAAGGGAAAAUAGCUCCGGAUGAUGUAGACUUAGGAAAAAUUCAUAUGGACCAAAAACUUGAUAAAGCACAGAACAUCUUUUCGCUUGAAACUAUUCAAGACAAUCUGACAAUGGAAACAAAAUUGGUGCCAAGUGAAAAUGGAAUUCAGUUCAUCACUAAUUUAAAAGCAGGAGCUUCAAGGUGGAAAUCCUACAGUACUAACCGCAGAAUAAGAAAACGAGCUUCCAAACAUCAGGCCUAUUUUAAACCAGCAGAAGAACCAGGGAUCAACAUAGAUGAAGACAGAACCAUCUCUGGUGGUCUUGGGUUGGAUGAAACUGGGCUUAAUUUUGUUGAUGGAAAAGUUUUGAAAAAGAAGAACUCCCAGUUGAUCCAGGCCAACACUGAGGCUCUCAUUAAACACUUUGCAAGACUGGGCCAAUCAACCGAUGAUAAAACGACCAUUGACUUGGAAUUUGUGUAUGCUCUGCUGGAAGGUGGCGCUGAUAUCAAUUGUACAGAUCGCUAUGGUCAGACUAUACUGCAUGAGGUUGCAAGGUCCUGGCACAUUGAUGUUGCCAAGUUUGUCAUAGAAAAUGGAGGUGAUGUAAACAAGGGGGAUAAAUAUGGACGGACACCUCUGCAUGUAGCAGCAGCUGUUGACUAUCCUGAAAUGGUUAAUCUACUGAUAGAGAAGAAAGCAAAUAAAGAAGCCAAAACAAAGGGUGAAGAACAGACUCCUGUUUUUUAUGCUGCCAAAAACGAUGCUGUGCAGUCUCUAAAAGCACUUAUCAAACAUGAUUGCCGGUACAAGCGUGUUGUAGACUACAAAGGGAGAACACCUAUUCACGUGGCAGCUGAACUUGAUCGCAGUGAGACUGCAAGACUUCUGCUAGAGCUUGAGGCACCUGUGUUCAUCAGUGAUAAUGAUGGCACCAGAGCCAUUACCUGGAUGAUAAACAAGAUGGCGCCAGUGGCGUAUGAAGGAUUAAAACAGUUGCAUCUGACAGACAGACCUAACAGGAAGCAAUAUUUUUACCUGAACUAUCUUGUGAGAGAUAAAGAAAAAGAUGUAGAUGGCUAUGUACAAACUCCGAUCCACAUAGCUGUGGGAUUGAGGCAGUAUGACCUAAUCAUGCACCCAGUGUUUAUGCGCCUCAUGGAUGUGAUGUGGAUAAAGUUUGGCAGAUUCUGGUCGGUUGUUAAUGUAUGUGUCAAUUUUCUCUACAUUGUGCUGUGGACUGUCAUAGGAAUUGUGGUAGAGUAUGAUAAAAGGCAUAUUUACGAUCUACCAGAUGAUGUGUGGAGGAUUGUACUUUUUAUUCUGGCAGGAACAGCCACAUUCUACCAAAUCUAUGAGGAAAUCAUGGAGUUUAGGAGAUCCCAGCACAUUCACAAUUCUUGGGAAGAAAAACGCAAAAAGGACAUUGAAAGAGACAAGCAAUAUUGUCAUCCUCGUUGGCCUGAAGAAAGGAAAUACUUAGAUGGGGAAUUAGGAGAAAUUGAGAAACUCAAGCCCAAAUACUUCAGUGAUGCAUGGAACAUCUUUGAUUGGAUAUGUUACAUUUUGCUUCUUGUUUGCAUGGCUACACAUAUAGCAGAUAUAAUCUCUCACACUGAACUUUUGGCUCGGGCUCAUAUUCGUCUUAUGUCUAUUACCAUCAUUUUUCUUUGGCUGAGGUUAAUGAAAAAUGCAAGGGCUUUUGCUGCAUUAGGUCCUUUUAUUGUGAUAGUUGGUCAUAUCUUAAAGGAUUGUGCCAGGUUUCUCUUCCUUUACCUGGAGUUUUACAUACCUUACAUGGCUGCAUUUUGGAUGAUAUUUGGUGGGACAAAAAUGGCCCAGAACUCAAACUCAACAGAGGAAGUAACAGUGAGUGGGUUCACAUACCCAGCCCAGCUGUUGUUCAGUAUGUUCAGGCUUACACUAGUGGAUGACUAUGACUAUGAUAACAUGAAGAAAAUUGACACAUACAUGAGUGACCUGUUGCUUGGGACCUGGUUCAUGCUAUCUGCUGUUCUAUGCUUGAAUCUAUUUAUAGCAUUAAUGUCUGACACAUUCCAGAGAGUGUAUGAUAAUGCACAAGCCAAUUCUAUAAUGCAAAGGGCCAUCAUCAUCCUCAACAUCUGGGAAUCCAUGCGUAGACCCAGCAAAGAGAAAUUCCUGGCCUACAUCUACGCCUCAUGCAAACCUUUGGUGGACGAUUACGAUGACGACAUGACGCAGUCGGGCGAGGAAGACAUCAAGAAAGUGACGUUUCAGAUCAAGGAAGAGAUAGAAAACUUGCAAGAAAUGUUCCGGUUGCAGUUUGGAGAUCCAAGAUCACAGCUUAUGGACGGGGAAAUGGACAACAAGGAAACCCCAGGCCUAGGCUCGCUGGUCAGUAAGGAUAAUUUCCAGGCUGAGGUUGAUGCCAUCCGUGAAGCUUUGAAGCGUUACAACACACAGCAACUGGAUGUGACUGAAAAACUCUCGCAAGAUGUUUCCUAUGUUAAAACAAUGUUGAUGCAGCUUCUUGCUGCUGAGUCUGUCCAGAAACCGAUGACAACAGAAAAAUCAGUGACCUCAGAUAAACCAGUGACCAGAGAUCCCCAGAAACAAAUGACCCCAGACCCUGAGCCACUAGCUGAUACCUACAGAGAGGUAACACCAUUGACUAAGAUGAGAAGGAAGAAAAAGAAACCCAAAUCCUCACUGUUUAGUCCAGAUGUUGAAUCUGUGGAGGAGAGCUCAUUGAUGUUUUCUUUUAGAGAUAAACAACCAUUGAAUGUUGUGCCUGACCAGUCUCCAGCAUUAUUCCCCAACUUCACCAACAUGGUGGAACCUCAUGCAUUUGAUGUUACAAUGUCACCCAGAAAGACACCAAAGACAAAAAAAUCUUCAGAAAUUGAAGUUGAAGAUGGCAGCUUCACAAAUUGUUGAGAAAGAUCUUUGUAGCAAAUAACAUACAACUGUAUGUUUGUUUCUUUGUUUACCAAUGAUAAGUAUGUGCAUAAGAAUAUGAAGUGAUUUUUAAUUUGAAAUUUCUAAAAAAAAAUAUUCUUUAAGUCAUUGUGCCAUUUAAUAGUUUGUCAUCUAUGAAAUAAUUUUUUUUUAAACUCAAAGCGCUCUGCGUGUGUUUAUUAAGAUUGAAAUUUAAUAAGUAUAGUACUUCCUGUUUUAAUUCUACCUUCAAGAUUUUCUAUAUUUAUGGCAAUUUUUUAAAAUAAAAUUAUUGCUCAGUUGUAUUUUAUUAAAGCUUAUAUUUAUGAAACUUCUUUACUGAGGUUAAUGUAAGCACGCUUUAAUAUUUUGUUAAUUUUUGUUUAAUUGUAGAAUACUUUUUAUAUUUUUGUGCUAUUCUUUACUUAAAUUA
This is a messenger RNA of Physella acuta, 3357 nucleotides long. RefSeq lists its product as uncharacterized. Gene Ontology annotation, molecular function: protein binding; calcium channel activity. Gene Ontology annotation, biological process: calcium ion import across plasma membrane. Gene Ontology annotation, cellular component: plasma membrane. The record is from RefSeq and is a predicted model, not a curated record. Lineage: Eukaryota; Metazoa; Mollusca; Gastropoda; Physidae.